Momordica charantia (bitter melon) is the source of this 2016-nucleotide messenger RNA. Its product is annotated as Protein kinase superfamily protein. NCBI's taxonomy places the organism in Eukaryota, Viridiplantae, Streptophyta, Magnoliopsida, Cucurbitales, Cucurbitaceae. The record is from RefSeq and is a predicted model, not a curated record.
CUUCAAAUGAAGAGGAUUAGGGAGAAUUUGAAUUUUCGCUCUGUGGCAACUCUUUGCGUUCUAACAACAGGAACCGUCCUUGCGUUCAAGCCCUCCAAUUCUACCAAAUCCGUCUCAUCAUCUUCCGAUUCUCAUUCCAUUUCUCUCGAUUUCGUCGAGAAAAUUAGGACUGCUGUCUCCGGCUUCCGGCGCUCUUCCCGCGCGAUCUCCACAAUUUCUCUCAUUGUUCUUGACUACAAGUACUCUUUGCAUGGGUUGGUUCCGAGCUCUGAGGAGUACCGUCUCAAAUCAUCUGAGGUUCAUUUACGCUCUGCAAAGAGACUUUUAAAGCUAUGUCAAGUUAACAAAGGGUUUUAUGUUAAAGCUGGUCAGUUUGCAGCUUCAUUGCGGCAGGCACCAAAUGAAUACUCAUCCACACUCUCUUCACUGCAAGAUCAGGCUGUUCCUUGUCCAUUCAAAGAUAUAAAAGAAGUGCUAAUCAGCAACCUUGGUUCAGAUAUAUCAGCGAUGUUUCUUUCACUCGAAGAACAACCUUUAGCUGCAGCGUCAAUUGCUCAGGUGCACCGUGCUAUACUGAAAAAUAAUCAAGAAGUAGCUAUCAAGGUGCAGUACCCUGGAUUGAUGCAACACGUGAAAAUAGACACAACAGUCAUGAAUUUCCUAUCGAAAACCAUCUCAUGGCUAUUCCCUGACUACAGGUUCGAGUGGCUGGCAUCAGAAUUUGAAAGGACAAUUUUUUUGGAGUUGGAUUUCACUCAGGAGGCUAGAAAUGCUGAGAGGACUGCUGAAAACUUCAAGAACAACAAUUUGGUCAAGAUUCCUCGUGUAUAUUGGGAAUUUACUUCAAGGCAAGUUCUGACAAUGGAGUUCUGUAAAGGGCACAAGGUUGAUGAUAUUGAAUUCAUGAAGCAAUCAGGUAUAAAGCCGACAAAGGUUGCCAAAGCACUUGUUGAAAUAUUUGCUGAAAUGAUUUUUGUCCAUGGUUUCGUGCAUUGUGAUCCACACCCUGGUAAUAUAUUGGUUUCUCAGGACAGUUUGAAUGGCUUGACUCUCAUUCUUCUAGAUCAUGGAAUCUACAAACAGUUGGAUGAAGAAUUYAGACUGGACUAUUGUCAGCUCUGGAAGGCUAUGAUUAUGCUAGAUACCAAUAAAAUACUUCAACUAGGAGAACGAUUUGGUGUUCCGAAGUACUGCAGAUAUUUCCCUCUUAUUUUCACUGGGAGAUCUUUUGAUAGUACAUCUGCUCUUGGGAUGGGAAUGUCCUAUGAAGAGAAAAAAAAUCUUAAGCAGGAAUUGAAGUUGUUAAAGAUGGAGGACAUAUCUUCAUUCAUGGAAUCUUUGCCUCCAGAUUUUCUCACUGUACUGCGCACAGAUGGUUCAUUGAGGUCCAUCACGAGAAAGUUGGGUGUUUCACAACGAGUUAGAAUAUUAACCUAUGCCAAAUAUGCAUUACAUGGUUCUUCUCCCAAAUUGAACCUUGAAACAGAUACUAUUGUGAAGGUUGCUUAUUUCAGAUUGAAGACAAACUUAASUUACCUUCACUUGAGGCUCAUUCUUGCUGGAAUUGAGGCGCUUUCAAGUUUCCAAAAGUUCAUGCAUUUUACGUAUUCAUUGUGUAGAAGGUUCUUUUAUGCCAUGAAAAGUAUGCCGAUGCUUUCAUUCCCGUAUCAUAUGAGACCCUCUUCCUUGACUUAGACCUUAUAAUUGGAAACUAUCAGUUAUUAAAGGAUGGUUUCUCAAGUUGUAUUUCUUUGUUUAUGUCUUGACAAAAAUACAAAGGGGCUCAGAUAGGAUAGGAUAGGACUGAAUGUAGCCUUCUCUCAUACUUCAAGGCACUUGAUUGUCAAAUUUUUUGGGACUAUUGAGUAGGCAUUUUGAAGAUUCAAAAUUCGUGUUAAUGUAAAGGUUUCGAAACUUUUUGGUUCUGUACAGAAGCAAGUUAAGUUAAAGCUUGCAUCUUUGAUGAACCUCGAGGCCUUACUUCUUUUAAUAUAUUUCGAAAGUUACCUUUGAACU